CCCUUUUCAAAGGAUGUGGGAAAACGAUUUAGGUACAGAAUUUGAUAAGGAGGUAUGGCUGAAGAUCUUGUACUACCUACUUACUAGUCCAAAAAUUAAGAAGACUAAACUACAAAUUCAUAAAUACCCCUGUUAAAUUAAACUGUACGUUCCCGGACACUUCACCAAAUUGCCCGAAAUGUAGGACCGAGAAAGGAACUUUUUUGCACCUAUUCUGGCACUGCAAUAAGCUAAUGAAAUGCAUAAUUACGGAUAUGAAUAUCAUUCUCUUCAUGGUGAUGUAUCCUGAAUAGGUCCACAAAGGUAGAAAUAUGCACUAUCCUUCUUUUGCAUAUGUGGGUAUUAUUCUAAACACUGGCUAUUAUUUCUAAUGAGCUCUGCCCCCCAAAAGAGACCAAAUUUGAUUGGGCCGGACCAGAUCAAAUCUGAACCAAUCAUAGAUGCCGAUGUUUCACAAGUUUGGACAGCACAGUCAUCUACAGUACAGUACAAACUUGUGAAACAGAUACUUUGAAAAACAGGGUCGCAUAAAUAACAGAGGGAGAUUUUACCAUAGUUCUGUUGCCAAACUUUGCAUCUGCACAGUUCUUCCAGUAAAUGUGUUUUUGUGAAAUGAUCUGUGUAAGUUAUUCAAAGUAGUCCUUGUGCGUAGAGUUGUAAUGGUUUGUUAAACUUUGAAAUUAAUGUUUUUUGUUUGGCAUCCAUUUUAAAGAGAAAAAUCUUAGUCAAAAGCAUAAAUCCGUUACCUUGGAAAUGCCUAACUGCAGGUUCUAGGUUUAAGGGACCACAAUGGAAAUAAGUCACUUAUUUUGUGUAAAAUAUGUGAAAUGUGUGUAAUAUGCAUUUUUAACUUUCAGAUAAAAUCAAUCAAUGAACCUUCAUAGCCCUAGCACUUGUGGAAUAUGUAAGUAUUGGAUAGGUUUAAAGCAAUAUGGUGAAAGCUUAACAGGGCUGCAAUCGUUGUUUAUACCUAUCCAAUCAUUCAGAUGUACCUGAAGGGCAUAAGAAGUGUAAUGGAGAAAUGUAAGAUCACUAAUGUUCGUAUUUAAAUUGCAUGUGACUGACAAUGUAUAACAUAUUCAGAGUCUCUGUAACCUACAUGAUUCACAUACAGUACUCAUCAACUCUGUAGUCUCCAGACAGACCUCAAGGUGUCCACUGAAUAUUUGGAAUGGUUUUACAUGUCUCUUGUUCGCUGAUAAUAGUAAUUGACGUCAGCUAAUCUCUGAAGGUCCUAGUACAAGGACCGAGGACACAGAGGAACACGUACACACAUAGCGAUGUAUUACAUCAUAUAUCUCAGGGUAUAUAAGCUGUGUUCUUCCUAAUGGAGGUGGAACAAUUUUUCUGCUUUGAAGCUGAUUUUUGUUCCCUUGUUGCGAUCAAUUUUUGCAACUAGAAUUGUAUUCUUAUAUCCACUGGGACUACUAGUGGUUAUUUCAGGAUAUGGCCAGUGACUCUAGUCUAACCAUUAAGGUGCUGACUAUUUAAUUGCACAGGGUUAGAAAGGGAUUGAUUUUGAUUACAGGGUCAGUUUCUAGCAUUUUAUUAUACUCAAUCGGGUAUAUAUAUUUGCAUUAGGCAGAACAGGCUGUAAAGGACAGUAUUGCAGAUACAUGUCUUAUUGAAGAAAGAUACUUAGCUUAUAUCUUAUUGAGCAGGUAUGGCAGUGAGGUGGUGUUCCUAUAGGUUUAUUAUGUUGGUAGUGUUUGCAUGUUAUGCUGAUGCACAGCCCAACUGGUGGUUUCCGCCAACCAACAACCCCCAACCUCAAGUUAAGCCUAAGCAGCCCCAAUGGCCAGAGCCCCAGUGGCCACAGCAGCAAACUCCCCAGAAACCACAACAGCGGACUCCCCAGAGGCCAGAGUCCCAGGGGCCACAGCUGCAGACUCCCCAGAGGCCACAUCAGCAAACUCCCCAGUGGCCACAGCCCCAGGGGCCACAUCAGCAAACUCCCCAGAGGCCAGAGCCCCAGAGGCCACAACAGCAGACUCCUCAGAGACCAGAGUCCAAGGGGCCACAGCAGCAAACUCCCCAGAGACCCGAGCCCCAGUGGCCACAGCCCCAUGGACCACAGCUGCAGACUCCUCAGUGGCCACAGCUGCAGAAUCCCCAGAGACCAGAGCCCCACGGGCCACAGCUACAGACUCCCCAGAGACCAGAGCCCCAGAGGCCACAGCCGCAGACUCCCCAGAGACCAGAGCCCCAUGGACCACAGCUGCAGACUCCCCAGUGGCCACAGCUGCAGACUCCCCAAUGCCAAGUCGAGUCUAAGGAUACAGUGCAAUGUGGAACCCCUAAAAUUACUUUGGUUCAAUGUGAGGCUAUCGACUGCUGCUUCAAUGGACAGCAGUGCUACUAUGGGAAGGCAGUGACUGUGCAGUGUACCAUGGAUGCUCAAUUUGUGGUGGUGGUGGCCAGGAAUGCCACUUGGCCCAAAAUAGACAUUGAUACCAUCAUUCUGCUGGGGGGAAACAACGGCCCCUGCAGUCCUGUUGGCAUCACUUCAGCCUUUGCCAUAUACCAGUUCCCUGUCACAGCCUGUGGAACCACUCUGAAGGAGGAAAAUGGUUAUAUGGUUUAUGAGAACAGGAUGGUGUCUUCCUAUGAAGUGGGGGUCGUACCCCAAGGCGCCAUCACCAGAGACAGCCAAUUUGAGCUGCUGUUCCAGUGUAAGUACUCCAAUACCGCGGUGAAGGCUCUGGUUAUUGAGGUGAACAGUGUUCCUGCACCCGCUCCGGUUGCUGUUAUGGGACCGCUCAGAUUGGAACUCAGACUAGCCAAAGGAAUUUGUGACACCAAGACAUGUAAAGAUGAGUCCAGUGCCUUCACAUCGUUUUACACUGAGGAAGACUACCCUCUCACUAAAGUCCUGAGACAACCUGUAUACGUUGAGGUGCGCAUCCUGGAGAAGAAGGAUCCCAACCUGGUCCUAUUGCUGGAGCGCUGCUGGACCACCUCUGACCCCAGCCUUGUCAGCAUGCCCCAGUGGGACCUCCUCAUUGAAAAAUGUUCCUACCAUAAUGAUAAGUACCAGACCACCAUGGUCCCUGUGGAACUCUCCUCUGGCCUUCUGUACCCCAGCCACUACAAACGCUUCAUCCUCAAGAUGUUUACCUUUGUGGAUCACACUCUGGCUCCCCGCAAAGAUACAAUUUUCAUCCACUGUAGUGCAUCUUUGUGCUACCCUACUCCAUGGGACUCCUGUGAACCAAAAUGCAACAAACAAAGAAGAGAUGUUGCAUGGAGGAAGACUAGGCAAACUGCUGUGGUCUCCAGUGGAGAAGUGGUCCUGGUUGACAAAAAGCCAGCCUAGCCUUCAAACUACUGAUACUAGCUACAGUUUGUAGCAGGAUAUGAAAUUAUAUAUUCCGUCCUUCCAUACCCAUUACAGUGUAGGUAUUGAAAAGCACUGGCAGUACUUUUUCUACGAACCUUUUACCUGGCGAUUGUUUCUCAUUUCUUAAUACAGAAGAAACGUGUCUCUUAUAAACGUCCUUGUCCAGUUGCAGGUGAUACUCCAAAAAUGAGACUAUUCAGAAAGAUAUUAAAUCCACUUUUUGCACCGAGUGAGGAGUUCCCUCGCCUUUCCCAACAUAUUGCAGGGACUACUCUUUUCUAUGCGACACGGUGCAGCAACGCGUAGAAGUAGACAACAGCGCAUCACACAGUGCGACCAAAACAAUGUUCUAUACACGCGCAAGAGGCAUUUCUCAUUAGAUACAAACAGUGGAUUUAAUAUUUUUCUGAAUAUUCUUGUUUUUUUGGAGUUCAAUCUGCAACUGGACAAAUUAGUUUAUAAGACUCUGGAACCUUCUGAAUCGAGAAUGAAGAAUGUACCGCAAAGUAAAGGUUUGUCUAAAAUAUCCUGAUUACGGCUAAACAGCAGUUUAGGCAUGACAUCAGACACAAGCUUGAGCUCUGCCGCUAAAUUUCGUGUUUACAUGGCUAUGAUAAAACAUGGGUUCCUGAUUUCGCAACGUAUUCGUUUCUAAUAAACAGUUGUA
Messenger RNA from Oncorhynchus tshawytscha (Chinook salmon), 4007 nucleotides. Its product is annotated as zona pellucida sperm-binding protein 4-like. The coding region runs from base 1664 to 3316 and encodes 550 amino acids. Gene Ontology annotation, cellular component: egg coat. The record is from RefSeq and is a predicted model, not a curated record. NCBI's taxonomy places the organism in Eukaryota, Metazoa, Chordata, Actinopteri, Salmoniformes, Salmonidae. The transcript is spliced from 9 exons. Gene Ontology annotation, biological process: prevention of polyspermy; binding of sperm to zona pellucida. Gene Ontology annotation, molecular function: structural constituent of egg coat; acrosin binding.